Malus domestica (apple) is the source of this 2197-nucleotide messenger RNA. Its product is annotated as kinetochore protein NDC80 homolog. Lineage: Eukaryota; Viridiplantae; Streptophyta; Magnoliopsida; Rosales; Rosaceae. The record is from RefSeq and is a predicted model, not a curated record. Gene Ontology annotation, cellular component: Ndc80 complex. Gene Ontology annotation, biological process: attachment of mitotic spindle microtubules to kinetochore.
AGCCAUACAAGGAGCAAGGACAUCUCCAAGGUUGUUCACCCAAGCGUAAGUGUGGAGUGGACGGCUCAGAUCGCAUGGUCCGGAGAGUGGGGAUCUUUCGCUAGUCGCUGCCACUACUACUUGCAGGAGCGGGAAAAACAGUCUGAAAAUUGAAACGCCAAAAGAAGGGAAGAAAGAUGAGAGGCACAAGCCGUGGGCGAGUCAGGGAGUCGUUCAACCCACGCCCACCACCGGCAACGCCGCUGGACCACUUCCGCCACCAACGGGACUCCGAUGCCAGCUUCGCAAGCAGCCGCCCUUCCUCGGUGGGCAUGGGUCCCACCACCACCGCCCUCGACCUGUACAAAGACCGCUCCUUCCAGCAGUCCACCGUCUCCGCCAUCAAUUCCUACCUGUCCUCCCACUCCCUCCAAUUCUCCCUCAAAUUCCCGAUCCCCUCCGCCAGGGAAAUCACCGAAACCCUAAAAUUCCUCCUCGCCCGCCUCGACUACCCUUCCCCCAAGCUGGAGGACGACCUCCCCCUCCUCCUCAAAUUCCUGAAAUGCCCCUUCAAGCCCAACAAGGCCAUGCUCCGAAACCCCACCGUCAACGCCCACCAGUGGCCCACUCUGCUCGCUGUCAUCCACUGGGUCUUCCAGAUUGUGCUCUACACCGACCAUCUCGCCACCGAUUCCCGGGCCUUCGUCGAGAACAAUGCCAUGUCUGAGUACGCCCUGGAGAGUUACUUGCAUUAUAUACACGGGGACGAUGACGCCGUGGAGGCCUUGGACCGAGAUUUCUUGGACAAGUUGGAUAGGGAGAAAGAGAAUGCGGAGGAGAAUGUUAGGGUAUUGGAGGCAACCGCCACGGAGCUGCAGGGAAGGGUGGAGAUGAUGCGGUCGGAGCCCUCCAGGAGGGAGGCGCUGGAGAAGGAGAGGGGUUUGUUGGAGGGGGAUGUGGUCAAGUUCAAUGAAAUCAUAGGGAAUCUGGAGAAGAGUAUCGCAAAUUUGGAGGCGGUGAUGGAGGGGAGAGAGAAGGAAUUGGAGGCCAAAGUGGUGGAUAAUAAGAGGAUUUGCCAAGAGAAUGCGGAGUUGAAGAAUAGGGUGGAAUUGCAGACCUUCAAUGCCAGGGAUGUGGAUAGAAUGAAGAGGGAAUUGCAGGCAGUAGAGAGGGAUAUUGGGGAAGCCGAGCUCGAAAGGAAUGCGUGGGAGGAGAAGGCUUGGGAACUUGAUACCAUGCUUAACCAUAAGUUUAAGGACCUUGAGGCUGUGGCCAUGGACUGCAACCAGGCUAUGAGGAGGUUGAAACUUGGUAAUGGAUUUCAGUAUGGAUUGAAUGCUAAGGGAUCAACACCAGCUGAGGUUAUGGGGAUUGACUACAAAUCAACAUUAAAGCCUUCACUUGACUCCUACUUAGACGAUAUAAAGAAAAGCUCUGUGGAUAAACUGGAAGAGUUGAUAUCCCUUCAGAAACAGUCAAGUGAACUUUCUGCUCAGAUUGAGGGCAAACGCAAUUAUAUAGCGACGCUUCAAUCUCAUAUCGAUGAAGUUGAAGCUCAACUGAACUUGUUGAAGAAAGAGACACAGGAAUACACUUCUAGAUGUGCAGCCGAAGCUAGAAACUUGAUGGAAGAUGUUCAGAGGGAGACUCAUAACUUGAAUACUGUGGAAAGAGAAGCAGACGAGAUUCUGAAGACCUCCAAACUGAAACUGCAGGAUGCAAUCAAACAAACUGAAGAAGAAACCCAAAAGUGCGCUUAUGAACUCAUGGCAGUAGCUGACUCAGUCUCGAAGUACAAAGAAUAUGUGCAGUCUAAGAUUUUUGAAAUGAAGAGAGAUGUCUCGGAAACAGCUGUUGCUGUAUCAGACACUCACAAAAGUUGCUUGGAAUCACAAUUUGGUUUUCUGUACGGUGCAAACCAGCAAUCAGAAACAGCACUCCAAUAGGCUUUCAUACUCGAUUCACCGUCCUGCUGCUUACUGGUUUUAAACUAUCAUGCUGAAAGUGCCGUUAUUUCAUCUGAUGGGUAAUUAACUGCCAUCUUAAUUUAUCUUUUGAUUUUUGUUUGUUACUGUUUUGAUUAGUUCUACUAAUCAGAUGGUAUCCUAAGUUUCUUAGGUUGAAGAGUUUCCAAACGAGUAUUGUAUGAGAGCCAUAUUUAUACUAUGUACAAAGUUUAUGCCAUUUUAUGUAACCAUAUACUUUAGCAAAUCGGAAA